CUGCUGCUAGAAGGUCAGCGAUCAUCCUUCCCGCCCCAGGGCUUCAGGGGAGAUGGGGCGCUACUCAGGCAAGACUUGCAGGUUGAUCUUCAUGCUGGUGCUCACCACUGGAUUCUUCGUGGCCGAGCUGGUGUCCGGCUACCUGGGCAAUUCCAUUGCCCUGAUCUCGGACUCUUUCAACAUGCUGUCUGAUCUGAUCUCGCUAUGCGUGGGAAUAGGCGCCGGGUUCAUCGCUCGCCGCCACACCCGAGGCGCCCAGGCCACUUAUGGCUACCGGCGAGCGGAGGUGGUGGGGGCAUUGAGCAACGCAGUCUUCCUCACCGCCCUAUGCUUCACCAUCUUCGUAGAGGCCAUCCUGCGCCUGGCCCGGCCAGAGCGUAUUGAUGAUCCUGAGCUAGUGCUCAUCGUAGGUGCCCUGGGGCUGGCAGUCAACGUGGUGGGCUUGCUAAUCUUCCAGGAUUGUGCCUCCUGGUUCACUUGCUGUGGCCGACGCCGGCGACGUCUGAGUAGCAGCAAAAGAGAGCCUUCUGCCCCUCUGGACGCAGUCAGCGCGCAGCGGCCACCACCUUCUGCACCACCCGCUCUAGUAUCGGGUUCGGAUCCGGCCCUAACUCUCAGGGUGGUCUCCAGUCCUACGAAGGAAGAGAUAGCGGCUGCUCUGCAGCCCAGUGAAGCAGGUGAUUCCCUGAACACCCAGAAUGAGCCUCAAGAGGAGAUGAGCAAAAAACAGAAAAAGUCUGAAGCCCUGAAUAUCAGAGGUGUUCUUUUGCAUGUAAUGGGAGAUGCACUGGGAUCUGUAGUUGUGGUGAUUGCUGCUAUCAUAUUCUAUGUGCUUCCUCUGGAGGAAAAUGCUCCAUGUAACUGGGAGUGCUACAUUGACCCAAGCCUCACUGUUAUCAUGGUCAUCAUCAUUUUGUCAUCUGCCUUUCCACUCAUCAAGGAGACAGCAUCCAUUUUGCUACAGAUGGUUCCCAAAGGCAUCAAUUUGGAAGAAUUGGUGGGCAAGCUAUCCAAUGUGCCCGGAGUUAACAGCAUACAUGAAGUGCAUGUCUGGGAACUUGUAAGUGGGAAGAACAUUGCCACUCUCCACAUUAAGUGCCGAAAGAGCAAAGAUUACAAAGAUGCCAAUUUCAAAAUGCGAGAGAUUUUCCACAGUGCUGGGAUCCACAAUGUAACCAUCCAGCCAGAAUACACAGACCAGAAGGAAUCCCUGGAGCAGGACUGGAUGCUCCUCUGCAACUCGCCCUGCAUCUCCAAAGCCUGCAAGAAUUAUCUCUGCUGCCCUCCAGAGACGCAAUCACUUACCCACAUCAAUGGCUGUACAGAGCCCAAUGGUUGCCCCCCAACUGCAACAUAUAGAAGUGAUGGCUUGAGUCGAAAUGAUACAGUCGCAAUUGUCAUUGAAGCAGAUUGUUUGAGUGACGGUGGGCCAGUUGCUAAACAGACACAAGGAGAUCUGAUCUUUGUCAAUAGCACCCAUUUUUAAUCUGGUCUCAUCAUUGAAAGUCAGCUGAUUGAGAGAAGCAGCUUAGCCACCAGUCGGCUCCAGAUGAUCCUUGUGGGAAGGGCUCCCUGAGCUGUUACCACUGACCAAAAUUAGUAAUGUAAUUCUGUGUUAAAAUAAGGGGUUAAGUCCUUUUAAAAAAGUUUGGCAAUUUUAAGAUUCACAAACCCUUCCCACCCCCUCCCAAACCCCCCAUCCCAUGCAGGUGAAUAUUGUUGAACUGUUCACGUGUUUACCUGAACAUCUCCUCUUUAAUCAUUUUAGUUUGAACAUUUAUUUCCUGAGGUAAAUUGAAAAAGUAUAGAGACAACAUGAACUGGAGACUAGAAAUUCAAUGCUUUUGCAGGACUGGGAUUUGACCUUUCUCCCUCUACCCCCAUUCCCCUUUUGGUCAUUUUUUACUGAAUUCUAUUUCUAGCCCAUUCUGAGGUGAGCUGAUGGAUAAUG
Messenger RNA from Vombatus ursinus (common wombat), 1951 nucleotides. RefSeq names its product solute carrier family 30 member 10 (gene SLC30A10). The record is from RefSeq and is a predicted model, not a curated record. NCBI's taxonomy places the organism in Eukaryota, Metazoa, Chordata, Mammalia, Diprotodontia, Vombatidae. Gene Ontology annotation, cellular component: membrane. Gene Ontology annotation, molecular function: zinc ion transmembrane transporter activity. Bases 53 to 1486 code for a protein of 477 amino acids. Gene Ontology annotation, biological process: zinc ion transmembrane transport; manganese ion transport; intracellular zinc ion homeostasis. The transcript has 4 exons.